CUUUCAUAACAUAACUGCUCUGCUCUCAGCAACUCUGGACCUCAAGUUCAGUCAUGAAUGUGAUCUCCAUGUCAUCCAUCUGUGCAGGCCUAAUCUGCAUGGGUGGAGACUGGAAGAAACACAGCGUGGACCGUGAGACGUCACGACCACUCCCCAUCUCUCCUGUUACACCUCUCGCUUGUCCUUACGGAUUGAUGUUGAGUGGGGAAGAAGAGGAGUCAGCAGUGUUGCUGCAUUACGUGCAAGGAACCAUGCGCAUUGAUUGAAAAGGCGAGUGAAGGUCUGAUAUCUGGGAGCAAUUUAUUUUUUUUUUGUCAUCCCAGCGCCGUUUUAUCAUUAUGUUAACAAGCAACUUCAGAGAGAAGUCUUGCCUUCGCAUUCUGCGCUUCUGUCUUUGGCUUUGUGCGUAUUCAAUGUUGCGCCACGCUGCAUAACGUCUGACAGCUGGCAUGACUGAUAGCGUGCAGUUGAUAGUAGGUAGACAAUAUACUGAUCUUCACCAAUUUCAGUGGCAGGAACACGAGCUACGCCCUGUCUCUUCCCCUCAAACUGCCAAACCUCUUCAAUAUGCAGUUUAUCAGAUGAUACCUGUUGAUUUUGCGUCGCGCCAUGUUCUUCGGACUGAUGUGGACAAUGAAGUUAUGGGAUAGCAUGACCACUUGUUUGAUACUGCUGAGUGCCGUGCACGCCAGCCCGCUGUUCCGGAGUCGACAGCAGUCCACGUCCACCAAGAGGCGAGGACGCGCCGCCGAGAGUCCCCUGGAGCUUCCGCCGGUUCCGAUGCACCAGUCUGUCACUUCCCCGGGCAAAAGCCGCGCUGAGGCGGAUACAGCAGGCUGGGAAGACGCGCUGGCUGGAGAAAAAUACUUCAUGGAGGAGCCCCUCCUGAAUGAGUUCGAUGAUGUGGUGGACUUCAUCAAAGUGACUAUCAGCAGAGUACGUCGCUCCUCCUCAUUCACCGCGUCUUCAUCUACCUCUUCCUCCGUCACUUCCUCUCCCUCCAAAGAAAACUUGAGCAGCAGGACUCGAAACAAAAGGGAGAAGAUGUUUUUGAGCCGGCAGAGUGGUAAAGGAGAAAGAGGAGGUGCUAGGGCGGGUAAGACAGCCAGGAAGACAAGAGGGGGUGACGGCAGCAGUGGACGAGGACAGGGCUGCGUGCUUAAACAAAUUCACCUCAAUGUGUCGGACCUCGGUCUUGGCUACCGCUCCAGUGAGGAAAUGAUAUUCAGGUACUGCUCGGGACCAUGCAGGAGGUCUGAGACCAACUAUGACAAAAUCCUUUACAGCCUCACUCAGAGCAGGAGGCUUCCCCCUGGAGACAUACCACCUCAGGUUUGCUGUCGGCCGAUAGCGUUUGACAGUGAUCUCUCAUUUCUGGAUGACAGCCUCAUUUACCACACCGUGAAGAAGCACUCUGCCAGGAAAUGUGGUUGUGUGUAGGAAGUGUGCGCUAGUGUCACUCCCACUUUGAAGUUUGACGUUGGGUGUUUUUUCUUCAGAUUUUUAACAUUGUGAGGAAACUGCGGCAUGACCUGUGACCCUGUACGACUUGAGUCCAUAAGAGGAGGGGCGGCAUCGAAGCAAUGACUCCUCCUGAUCCCCUUCUUCUCCGCAGUCACCAUAGAUGAUAAAUGUAUUCGGUGUGAUUUGAAAUGUUUCCAUGGAACUCGGUUUAAAAAACUGAAAUCAGACUCAUGAGGGCUCCUGUACACCACAUACUGUAUGUUACAUGGGGAAAAAGUUAUACACAUAUGAAAUGUAUUUAUGAAAUGUA
This is a messenger RNA of Monopterus albus (swamp eel), 1774 nucleotides long. Its product is annotated as glial cell line-derived neurotrophic factor-like. Gene Ontology annotation, molecular function: glial cell-derived neurotrophic factor receptor binding; growth factor activity; receptor tyrosine kinase binding. Gene Ontology annotation, biological process: peripheral nervous system development; positive regulation of branching involved in ureteric bud morphogenesis; negative regulation of neuron apoptotic process. The record is from RefSeq and is a predicted model, not a curated record. Lineage: Eukaryota; Metazoa; Chordata; Actinopteri; Synbranchiformes; Synbranchidae. The transcript is spliced from 2 exons. Bases 610 to 1440 code for a protein of 276 amino acids.